GUAGUAACUCCGGAGCAGACGACUCAACUCAACAACGCAAAGAUGGCGUGUGACACGUGGUCACCUAUUGCUACAACAUAUGAUCCGCUGAGAGCAGGCAGCAUUGAUACGACCGACAAGGACCCUCAUGAUCGAGGCAUUGUCAGAGCAAUGAAUGCUAAAUAUAAACCUAACAAAGAUGUUAUAGGAAAUCCAGAAAAGACUGUGUUCAUUGCUAGACUUAAUCCAAAGACUACAGAGGAUACGAUUGAGUCAAAGUUUUCAAAGUAUGGGGAUAUUGAAAGAUUAAGAUUGGUGAGAGACUUAGUAACUGGAUAUUCACGAUGUUAUGCUUUUGUAGAGUAUCAGAGUGAAAAGUCUGCAUACAGAGCCAGUAAAGAUGCUGAUAAAACUGAACUUGAAGGCUGUGAAAUUUUUGUAGACUUUGAAUGUGAGAGAAAAGUGAAAGGAUGGAUACCAAGACGUCUGGGUGGUGGACUAGGAGGUAAAAAGGAGUCUGGUCAGCUGAGGUUUGGUGGCAAGGACAGACCCUUCAGAAAACCCCUGGAUAUUGAAAAUAGAUUAAGAUCUGAAUAUUCUGCACGAGAUAGAACAAGAUUCCAUAAUGAUUUCCGUGCAAGAUCAGAAUAUAGACAUGAUGGAAGACGACAAGAUAGAUUUGGGAAAGAUUCUCCUGACAGGUCCUCCACUGGAAAAUACCAGGAAAGGGAAAGACAAAAACAUAGGGACAGGGAUAGUAGUGAUUUUUCUCAGUCUGUGAGGCUAAGUGAGAAUAAGCAAAGCUAUAGUGAUUACAGGGAGAGAAAAGACAGAUUAGUGACUGAAAGGUCUAGAGAGGGUAAAGAUGGGUACCGACGCAUUGAUAGGGAUUAUAGUGACACUAGGGACAGUAAUAGGUCACCAGGUUCUCGAGACAGAGAACGUGAUAGGGAGUAUAGAGCAAGACACAAAAGGAGCAGGUCAAGGAGCAGGUCAAGGAGCAGACACAGAUAAUACUAGUUACCCCUUACAAUACAGCAAUUCAAAAUGACAAACAGUAAGAAGUUGCAAUAUUACUAUGCAAAUUUAAUGUGAUAACAACAUUGUUGUUUACAGAUGUAUUAGAAUAUGUUUACAAAUAAACUUAAAUAUAUAAAUUGUG
Molecule: messenger RNA, 1141 nt
Organism: Ylistrum balloti
Lineage: Eukaryota; Metazoa; Mollusca; Bivalvia; Pectinida; Pectinidae
Product: U11/U12 small nuclear ribonucleoprotein 35 kDa protein-like
Exons: 2
Coding region: 43-993 (316 amino acids)
Biological process (GO): mRNA splicing, via spliceosome
Cellular component (GO): U12-type spliceosomal complex; precatalytic spliceosome
Molecular function (GO): mRNA binding; snRNA binding
Source: RefSeq, a predicted model, not a curated record